This is a messenger RNA of Struthio camelus australis, 798 nucleotides long. Lineage: Eukaryota; Metazoa; Chordata; Aves; Struthioniformes; Struthionidae. The record is from RefSeq and is a predicted model, not a curated record.
AUGCGGCCAGGGGAGAGGCCGCAGGGCAUCUCCGUUGCCAGGCUCCCACUCCUGCUCCCGCUCCCCAGGAACCUCAUCCUGAAGAUGGUGGUCCUCGGGCUGCUCUGCUACCAGUGGCUCAGCCGCAAAGUCGUCUGCUCGUCAGAAGCGUGCUGGGAGACGUGCGUGGGGCAGGACCUCUACCGCUUCAUGGUGAUGGACUUCAUAUUCACGCUGCUGGACACCAUCUUUGGGGAGCUGAUCUGGAGGCUGAUCUUGGAGAAGAGGCUGAAACGGACGCAGAGGCCCGAGUUUGAUAUUGCCCGCAACGUGCUGGAGCUGAUCUAUGGGCAGACCCUGACCUGGCUCGGCGUCCUCUUUUCACCGCUUGCUCCUUGUCUGCAGACCAGCUUGAUGCAAAACUGCCAGUCCCCCAGCAAGCCCUGGCAAGCGUCUCAUAUGAGCACUGUCUUCAUCACCCUGCUGUGCUUCCCGUCCUUCCUGGGUGCAGCCAUCUUCCUCUCCUACACCAUCUGGUCGGUGAAGCCAUCGGAAACCUGUGGUCCAUUCCAGGGGCUGGAAACCAUCUACGAGUCAGGGAAGACCUGGGUGCGCUUGCUGGAGAAGUCCAACCCAAACAUCACCUGGUUUACCUGGAUCUACCAGUACCUCGUGGAGAACACCUUCUUCUUCUUCGUCGUGUCUGGAGUCCUGCUAACCAUGAUCUACUUCAACAUCCAGGUGGUGAAGGGCCAGCGGAGAAUCAUCCGCCUGCUGAAGGAGCAGAUCGCCAACGUGAGUGAGCUCUGUGCGGCGUGA